AUGGCUAGAGCUGUGUUCCCAAGCUGCAACGUUAUGUUCGUCUCUUUCAACAAUUACUGCUCAGCAGCAUCGGGAAAGUCAUGUCUUCUCGUUCCUCCUUCACCAGCACCGUCGUCUCCUCCUAACAAUCCUCAUUCACCUCCUCCUCCACCACCAGGACCGUUGUCUCCUCCUAACAAUCCUCCUUCACCACCUCCUCCUCCACCGUCAGCACCGUCACCGUCGUCUCCUCUUAUCAAUCCUCCUUCACCACCAACUAUCCGUCCUCCUCCACCCAACACUACAUCUGUUGAUGCAGGGAGCGGAAAUUCUUCUUCAAAACUGAUUAUCGCCACUGUAAUACCGGCCAUCGGAAUUAUACUACUCUUCAUUUCAAUCUUCUGUUUUCUGAGAGUUAGAAAUGUAAAGAAACGAAGUACUAUAGUACAGACCACAGAUGUGACUACGGUUUCAGUUGAGGAGUCAACGCAAUAUGAUUUUGCUACUAUUAAAGCUAUCACAAACGAUUUCUCUACUGAAAAUAAAAUCGGCGAAGGUGGAUAUGGUUCUGUAUACCAGGGAAUGCUUCCUACUGGACAAGAAGUAGCUGUAAAACGGCUUUCGAGAAGCUCUGGACAAGGAGCUCAAGAAUUCAAGAAUGAGGUUGAAGUAGUUGCCAAGCUCCAACAUAGAAAUUUAGUAAGUGGUUAUAUGCCUACUGACUAUGCAAUGCACGGAGAAUUUUCUGUAAAGUCUGAUGCUUGGGAACAGUGGAGGGAUAGUUGGCCUCUGAAAAUACUAGAUCUAGCUCUCGGAGAGUCUUAUGCAAUAAAUGAAGUAGUUCAAUGUGUGCACAUUGGUUUGUUAUGUGUUCAAGAAGAUGCCGAUGAAAGACCUACAAUGACAGAUGUGAUGUUAAUACUCAAUAGUAAUUCUACGAACAACUGGUUAACACCCCAUCAACCUGCAUUUUAUCGUAGUAGUGGAAAUGAAAAGAUGCUGAGACAGAUAAAAUUGGAUCAAUCUAUGAGCGUAAAUGAAGUAUCAAUUUCUGAACUCUAUCCAAGAUAA
This is a messenger RNA of Ipomoea triloba (trilobed morning glory), 1050 nucleotides long. Its product is annotated as cysteine-rich receptor-like protein kinase 10. Gene Ontology annotation, biological process: protein phosphorylation. NCBI's taxonomy places the organism in Eukaryota, Viridiplantae, Streptophyta, Magnoliopsida, Solanales, Convolvulaceae. The transcript has 6 exons. Gene Ontology annotation, molecular function: ATP binding; protein tyrosine kinase activity. The coding region runs from base 1 to 1050 and encodes 349 amino acids. The record is from RefSeq and is a predicted model, not a curated record.